Molecule: messenger RNA, 1401 nt
Organism: Rotaria socialis
Lineage: Eukaryota; Metazoa; Rotifera; Eurotatoria; Philodinida; Philodinidae
Source: the annotation of a GenBank genome assembly
AUGCCGUCUGGUACUGAUUUUCAACAACAACAACAACAACAACAAACAUCAUCAAAUAACCAUGGAAAAUCUACACCACCACCGCCACCACCAACACAACAAACAACAUCAAUGGAUCCAAAUAGUAAUGAUCCAAUAAUACAAGCUAUUCUCGUUUUAGAAAAAAAACAGCGAAAUUUAGGAAAACGAAAGGAGAAAUUAGAAAUUUAUGAAAAAGAAGCAAAAGAUGGUAAAGAAUUAAAUAAAGAUCAGAAAGAAGCAUUAGCUAAAUAUCCUGAAGUUCUUGGUCAAAUCGAAUGUGUUAAAGAACUCAGUGAACAAUUUAAAAAAAUUCAAACAGAGUCAGUCAAAAAUCAGAAACGUCUUUCAAAACAAGCAACUGAAGAAAAGCGCUUAUUAAUCUCGGAACGUUUACGUGAAUAUGCACAAAUUCGAUAUUUAUUUGAUCAUCGACCAACAUCAUUAAAACCUGAAGAAUCAGCAUUGUUAGAUGCGUUAUCUGCUAUAAUAAUCCCAUCAGAUAACUCAUUAAAUUCAAUAUCUCGUUCAGUCGAUACGGUUUUAUCAAUUUAUCAAGGUGGUCCAUCAUCGAUAAUAAAAGCGGUUACAGGAAAAACACCACAAGAACUACGGGAAAUAUUCGAACAAUUCAUAAAAGAUAUUGAUCUUCAAACAACUUCUACUUCGUCUUCUGUACCUCCUCCACAAGAAGAACAAAGAAAAGAAACAAAAGAAACAAAUGAUAUUCAAUCAGCUAAUAGAAAUAUAAAUGAAUAUCCAUCACAAUUUGAUACAAGAAAUGAAAAUAUUCCACUUGAACAAAUUAUACAAAAUAGUCCUUUCUUUUCUAUUGACAUGAAUAAUCAACAAACUCAAGACAAUAAUCGCGAUCAAUCACCUGAUCCAAAUCAAUAUUUACAAACAUUUACUGUAGUCAAUUCAAACAUUAAUGAUCAAACGUCAUCAUCGAUGCAAAAUCAACAACAAGAAGAAUCAGCUAAGGUUGUUUCUACAAAUGAUGAUCAACACCAUUUAGAUGAACAAUGGCAACAUCAAGGCGGUAAUGGAGCUACUCAAAGAACAGUACAAUAUCAUAAUGGAAGUGGAAACAAGCAUUAUAAUCGUGGUGGACCAAAUUCUUAUCAUCAGCAACAAUGGAGAGGAUCACGUGGUAGUCGAUAUGAUAACUCUUACGGUAAUGGCCAACGACAAUUCAAUGAUAGCAACCGAGCAAGAAAUGGAUCUAGUUCGAACUAUCGUGGUAAUCGUGGAGGAAAUCCUCGUGGUGGUAAUCGUGGCUAUUAUAAUAAUUCGAACGAAUAUCAAAAACCUGCUCCAUAUCAACAAAAUAAUGAACAACGUCAACAAAUUCGAUCAGCUCCUCCAUCGGAACAACAAUGA